CGGAAGACGUCCCCUCCCCACACCUGUUCCUGCUCCUCUGCCCCGCCCCCUCAAAAGUCAUCCAAUCACACAGCACGGCUCCACGACUCAGGGCUUCGAUUGGCCAGCGAAGAGGAGGAAGAGGAGGAGUAUGUCAGUAACACAAGUCUGUCGGUUCAACUCCAGGAGUUCACGACGACCUACAGUGAUGCAGAAACCAUUACUGAUGUGUGUAACAAUACUGAUUUGCCGGAGCUCGAGAUUAUCAGUCUAUUGGAGGAACAGCUGCCGGUCUACAAGCUAAGGGCCGACACCAUCUUCGGCUACGACCAAGAUGAUUGGCUGCACACGCCACUGGUGGACCCCAACUCUUCCCUCGAGCUGACGACUGAACAGAUAGAGGAGACCCUCAAAUAUUUCUUGCUGUGUGCUGACAGAGUGGGCCAGAUGACGAAGACCUACAGUGACAUUGAUGCCGUCACUCGACUGUUGGAAGAGAAAGAGCGUGACUUGGAGUUAGCAGCUCGCAUUGGACAGUCGCUGCUGAAGAAAAACAAAGCCCUCAGUGAGAGGAACGAGCUGCUGGAGGAGCAAGUAGAGCACAUACGAGAGGAGGUUUCUCAGUUGCGUCACAACUUGUCCAUGAAAGAUGAGCUGUUGCAGUUCUAUACCAGCACUGCUGAGGAAAGCGAGGGGGAGUCUACCACCUCCACACCUGUGCGUCCCAGUGAAAACAAUGUGUCAACUCCAAUUUCUUUCCCCCUGGACUCCUUGCAGAAGAAACUCAAAGAUCUGGAGGAAGAAAACAAAUCAUUGCGAUCUGAGGCCAGUCAUUUGGAGACAGAAACUAUCUCCUAUGAGGAGAAAGAGCUGCAACUUGUCAACGACUGUGUCAAAGAACUACGUGAUGCAAACCAUCAAAUUUCCUCUCUGGCUGAAGAGCUUGCCAGGAAGACAGAGGACGCCUCCAGACAGCAGGAGGAGAUCACACACCUCCUCUCCCAGAUAGUAGACCUCCAGAAGAAGGCCAAGAUGUAUGCCGUGGAGAACGAGGAGCUGACUCAGCACUUGGGUGCAGCCAAAGACGCCCAACGACAACUCACUGCUGAAUUGCGAGAGUUACAAGAUAAGUAUGCUGAGUGCAUGGAGAUGCUUCACGAGGCUCAGGAGGAGCUGAAGAACCUAAGAAAUAAAACUCUACCACUCAGCACACCGAGGCGUUUCCAUUCUCUGGGUCUGUUCCCAAUGGACUCUCUGGCAGCAGAAAUAGAGGGCACCAUGAGGAAGGAACUUCAGAUGGAUGAUCCAGAUGUAGAAGAGCAGAGACUGCACCCUAAGCGAGUGUUCCAGACUGUAAAAAACCUGAACCUGAUGCGUCAGCAGCGUUCGUCGCUAGCCCCCUCCCCCCUCAACAUCCCAGGCUCCAAUCAGACAUCAUGCCUCACCUCAGGGCUCUCCAGCAGGGUGGGCACGCCACGCUCCAACUCCCUCUAUGGUAGUGACACGGGAAGUGGGAUCAUAAUGGACAACAGGACCAGCAGUAUCCUGGAGGGUCGAGACGAUGGGUCAGAGGACUCUAACAAGCGGCCCCCUGGUACUCCAGACCCCGGCAGCAGGGACCUGGAGGCAGCCCUGCGGCGUCUGUCCCUCCGCCGCGACAACUACCUCUCAGAGAAACGCUUCUUCGAGGAUGAGCGGGAGAGGAAGCUGGCUCAUCUGGCCAAAGAGGAAGAAAAAGGGGGUGAGGGCAGCAGUGGAGGCCUGGGGACCCCGACGGAGAGCCUGGUGUCACUGUGUUCGCAUCCGUCCUUAGGAAGCGUCUGGUCGGGGUACUCCUUCUCGGCGAGAUCCUACCUGCCUGAUAAGCUGCAAAUUGUAAAGCCGCUGGAAGGCUCUGCUACUCUCCAUGCAUGGCAGCAGUUGGCUCAGCCUCACAUGGGUGCUCUGCUGGAUCAUCGGCCUGGCGUGGUCACGAAGGGCUUCCGCACUUUAGACCACGAGCAGGAACAAGAAGACUGCUGGCACCUGGACCAACCGGAGGUGGACGACGCUUCGUCUGACUCUUUUACUGGCUUGUCAGGAGAGAGCUUUGCUCCCAUGGAUCUGCCUCGCUCUACCUCUUCUCCGUUUGUCUGCUGCAACAAAAACAGAGACAUCGAUGACGAUGGCCAAAUAGAAACUUUGCAAGGCAACAUGUGCAGGGCAACAGAAGCAAUUCAAGUGAAAGAUGGACAUGUUGCAAACAUACCCUUUUCCUUCUCUUGCCUCUCCCCGUCUUCUUCUUCUCCUCUCCCCUCCUCUUCCGAGAUGAACGGACACGUGGACCUCAAGGAGCUCCAGGACCGUAUGCCUGUUAAUUUCCCAGGCAAGAGUAUGUCCAAUACUAGCUCUACAUACACCUUCACCACCUGCAGGAUUCUCCACCCUUCAGAUCAGCUGACCUCUGUGUCCCCAAGCUCAGCUCUAGCCUCUUGUCAGAGCAGCAGUGCCUGCAUCGGCACCCCUACCCCCACCUGCUCUCCCAUUCCCUUCUCUGCCCCGCAUACACCUUCUUACACCCCUUGCUGCACCCCACGCCGCCUCUCACUCUCCCUCUCAUUAGCCGAGUCGUCCACCAACCUGAGGGACUCCACCAAGACCACCAGCACUUCCCUAGGCCUGGUGCGCCUGCUGCUGGAGCAUGGGAUUUCUGCCUCAGUGUACGAUCCUUGCAGCUGGGACCGAGGGUUGGAUGCCAGUGGAGCCACGACACCCGUGGGAGGAGCGCAAGUGCAGAGGAGCGACGUCAUACUAGAGGAGCCUCAACACAGACGAUCGGUGAAACGCCCAGACACCCUCCUCCUCCAGCCCUCCACCCCGCCCAACUCCCCUCGUUCCAAAUCUGCCUCUUCUACCACCAAACGCCCAGUUUUCCAGUUCAGCCCUUCCGCUGACGACCCGCCAUUUUAUGACACCUUCCUCGCCUCUAAGCCAGCUCGAACCAUUCUGAGGGAGGUGCUCGGGGAGGCGGAGAGGGAGCAAACGGAUGACGACAGCCAAACGGAGAAGCUGAACCUGCGACUCGUGGACAAACUGAAACGUUUCCGCACCCUCUCCCCUCAUGCUGGUUCUGUUUCAUCUGGGAGUACUCUAUUAGCCCCCUUUGGCUCUACCGGACUGGGGAACAGUGCACUGGGUGGGGGGCUCCCAGGUUUGAACGCAGGGCUUAGGAGGAAUCGAAGCUACCCUGCCAUGGUUGGGGCCAGUAUGGCUAUGAAAGACCCGGGAGGGCCCCCCAGCACAGAGAUAGUCAUACCACAAACGAUGCAAACCACACAUACCCAAAACACGGGGCACACACAGGAAAUGGACAGAAUGCAAACAAAUCACACACUGGCCAUACACAUACCGCAGACACUACAUGAACUGGAAACGGUCACACCACAGAUGGUAAAACAGAGACACAGCAGGCCAAAUGACGGACUGUGGCUUUUAACAAGCAAUGACCAACACAGUGAUGAUGAAACUGGGACAUAACGGGAGAUAUCCAGUGUAUUAGCUCAUAUUACAUCACACUGCAACUAACAUUUCACAGUACCAUACACAUACGGCAUUACACAUGUGCACACAUACACAUUUACAAAACCAAAUACCCUUAUGGCGAUAUAGACUCAACUACACAAUUAGUCAUCCCUCCUAACCAGUCCAGACUCCAGUUGUGUCUGACACUGUUUUAUACUCAUAUGCUGUCAGACCAAACUAAUGAUGAUGGAGUAUGUUGCCUUCCUCUGUGUCCAUUGUAAUUGUGUAUUGCAUAUGCAAUAUACUGUGUCAUAAAUAGUUUAAUAUUAAAGGCCCAAUUUGGUGGAAGUAUUGCAGAGCUUUCCCACAACAGUUUCAGUCACAUUUUCCUUUUCAAUCUGAAUGAUGCACUUUAAAAAAAAAAGACAAUACAUACAUUUAAAUGCACUGUGCUGGCAUAAAUGAUAUAAGGUGACAAUGUUUUUUUCUUCAGACAAAGGUUGUUUGUAGCCUUCAUGGCGCUUUGUUGCAAAGUUUCUGCCGUGGCACUGCAACACAGAAAUCUAAUUUCCUCCAAUUAAGACCAUCAUAAACAACACAUCUGUAAAACAGGUUGACAGCGAAAAGGUAUUUUCAUUUUUGGCUUUUUAAAAGGACCAGUUUGCAGGAUGAGGUGAAUCUAUUGGCAGAAAUGGAACAUAAUAUUCAGUUGUUUGCAAUCUACAACCUCACCGCUAGAUGACACUAUUUCCUACACAACUUUAAAUAUUUGAUACUUGUAAAACUGUUGUCAGAGUGAACAAAGUGACUAUUUUAUGCAUCAUGUCACCUCAGUGUUGGAGCUGAGACUUAGGAUAAAGAGACUUAAGUCAAAGCUAACCAGGAAGCUAACAAAAGAAAGUUACAGUCACGGUUAAGAUGGCUACAAGUCCUGAAUGGGAUGAGUCUAUUACCAGAACCUUCAUGUGAGGGUCGGAUUAUAUAGUUGAUUUUUUUUUUUAUACUAUACUGUAUUUUUAUAUUAAUGUGGCCACGCAUUCAAAUAUGGUUUAUUUUCCUACCUUAUUUAUUCAAAGUUCAAAAUAUUGUCACCUUAUAUUCGGGCCACUGUGGUAUUUUAAAGUCCUUAAUUGCACUGGAGUUAAAUGGAAUUAAUAUUGUCACAUACAGUGGCAUUGGCACUAGAGAUUAUUUUCUACCAGCAAUGCUUUUUCAUUUCUCUCUGCAUAUAUGUAACCUGUAUUUAUAAAAAAGAAUCCAGAUUGGGACUUUAAUGUGCGAUCUCACUGUGACUCACUGUUCCUAUGUGCCUAAUAACAGCCAACAUACUGUAUCUCAUUGGAGUAUGGGUUUGCAUUUGUAUUAUUUGACUACUUAUUUUAAUGCAGUAGUGAGAGUACAUGAAAUUAACUUUGCAGAUUAAUGUAUUUGAAUUUGAACCUGCUGAGGGUCCCCACACAUGCACAAUUGUGUCUAUUUUUGGCUCUUUGUUUUCGUCUCCUUACGAGUUUGGGUCAAGCAUCCCCUUCAUGUAUAAUCCACAGGGACAUGUAGCAUAUGAACAGUGAUACAGAACAGGUCAAGCUACAACUGACACCUGUUUAAACACUGUGACUACAGACAACAAGAGUCAGACCAUCAGAAAACACAAAACUUGUUUUGACCGAUUCCUUUUCUCCAUAGUGCCUGUGUAAACCGGGAUCACAUGCAUACAUACUGACAGCAUAUCAUUUAUUUUGUCCAAAUCAAACAAGCUUGUGGGUGAAAAAUAGCAAUAUUAAUAGUUAUACAUUGUGUAUGUUUCUGAAUGUAACUGUAAAAAGGAGUGACUUGAAAUAUCCAAAUGUUGGUUUUAAGAGCAAGAGACUGAGCUUUUAUCACAAUUUGUUGCUGAAAAAGAAGUUUUUGGUAUCACUGACCCAGUUCUAGCGUCCAACCUGAAAUAAGAGCCAUUAAGAUCAAUCCCUUGCACCCUCAUGCUGCUCAUGUAGGUGCCAAUUAAAGUCUGAAGUUGGACAUUGGGACGGGGUCACUGACUGCUGGUCCGACUGACAGUGAAUGAAUGGAUGAAAUGGCUGGCUCUGAUGCUGGCAGUGAUCUGUUAAUGUCCUUAAUGAUUAAGGGGUUGAGUUAGAGAGUGGGAGAUUAAUAAUCAUUAAUUAUAUUUAUUAAGUACUUUGAUUAUUGGUAGAACGCAUUUAACUGAAUGUCCAUUGUACAUGUGUAAGUGAAGGACCUUUGCAGAUUGUAUUUAUGUUUUUUAAAAGUUGCACUGAAUAAUAUUUCAUUGACAGUUUAUGUUAUGGUUUAAUGAUAAACAUUUAUCUGGCACUAGUAGCUACACAGAAACAUUUCCAAAGGGUAUGGUUAGAUGUACAUGCUAACAGUACAUUGAUUCUGCCCAUAACGGUUGCACAUUUGGGGUAAAAAACAAUUUAUAGGACUUUAAAAUUAUACCGAGUGCUAAGACUGAAAUGAGAAGGAGUUGGAGUGUGUGUGUGCUUGCUUUUCUCUGUGUCAACUGAAUCAUCUGAAUGUCAGUUAUUACAAACAGUAAUCCUGCUGUAGGGCCAUAUAUUUGUGUACAGUAUGUUGAUUUAUUUUCAGUUUGUGUUAACCUCAGAGGGGGGGAACUGGUAUUACAUUGUAAAUGUAUGCAACACAUAUAGUCAUGCUAACUUUUUUUAAAAAAGAAACUAACAGUAAAAGAAAAGUACAGGGAAUUAAGUUGUUUAUUUUCAGUAAAGAGGGAAAGAAACUUUUCUGUUCAGGGACUGAAGUGUUCUAUUCUACAGAACAGACUGCACCGUCAAUA
Anoplopoma fimbria (sablefish) is the source of this 6295-nucleotide messenger RNA. It is a transcript of the gene trak1a, whose product is annotated as trafficking protein, kinesin binding 1a. NCBI's taxonomy places the organism in Eukaryota, Metazoa, Chordata, Actinopteri, Perciformes, Anoplopomatidae. Gene Ontology annotation, cellular component: dendrite. Gene Ontology annotation, molecular function: GABA receptor binding. The record is from RefSeq and is a predicted model, not a curated record. Gene Ontology annotation, biological process: endosome to lysosome transport; neurogenesis; anterograde axonal transport of mitochondrion.